AUGGUUAUACUACACAAGGGUGACUACGUAUGGUACGACGAUGAGGGGGCCAGUGGGGAGUUUGAUUUGUCCGUAGGGGGUGUGGUCAGCCAUGUUGACCACACCAGAGUCUGCAUUAGGACUGACGACAAUAAGGAACUAGUGUUGACCUCCGAGCGCCAAAGGUCAAAGGUCAGACAGAUGCACGUGACCUCGAUUGAAGGGGUCGAAGAUAUGAUUCAACUCGGUGACCUCAACGUGGCCGGGAUUUUGAGGAAUCUUCUUUUGAGAUAUCGAGACGAUUUGAUUUACACGUACACGGGUUCCAUUUUGGUGGCCGUCAAUCCAUACAAAACUCUGUCAAUUUACGGCAGUGAACAAAUCGAGAUUAUAAAGGCAGGAAGAUUGGAGAGUUACCACCGCACAUAUUUGCUGUUGGUUGGUGACAAUUCCUACCACAACAUGCAGAGGUACAAUCUGGAUCAGUGUAUCAUAAUCAGCGGUGAGUCAGGAGCUGGAAAGACUGAAAGCACGAAAUUAAUUCUACAAUUUUUGGCUGCUGUUAGCGGCCAGCAUUCGUGGAUUGAACAGCAAAUAUUGGAGGCUAAUCCGGUGAUGGAAGCAUUCGGAAACGCAAAAACAGUGAAGAACGAUAAUUCAAGUCGAUUCGGAAAGUACAUAGAUAUAAAUUUCGACGAUCGUGGAACUAUUUCCGGCGCGCGCAUAGAACAAUAUUUACUGGAAAAAUCUAGGAUCGUCUAUCAGAAUCACGAUGAGAGAAACUACCAUAUAUUCUACUGCUUGCUUGCGGGUCUCUCAAAUGAUGAGAAGAGGAGACUGGAUCUGAAGAGCGCUCAAGACUAUUACUAUCUCGUACAGGGCGGUGACGUCACGUGUGACGGAAGAGACGAUUCGAAGGAGUUCUUCGGCGUCUGUUCGUCCAUGAAAGUCUUAAUGUUUACAGAUGAUAACAUAGCCGAUAUCAUUAAGAACAUGGACGCCACUGAGUUGGUCGGUGUCGAUUCAUUAAAUAAGGCUUGUAAGCUCUUACAGUUGGACUCCACCCAUCUCCACUCGGCCCUGACCACACGGACAAUACUGACCAGAGGUGAAUCGGUGAUUACCACGAUGACCAGCCAGACCAGCGCAGACGUCAAAGACGCCUUUGUUAAAGGUGUCUACGGACGAAUGUUUGUCUGGAUUGUUGACCGGGUUAACGAAGCCAUCUGCAAGCCAACGAGAUCCAUUGGAGUCUUGGAUAUUUUUGGAUUUGAAAACUUCGAUAAUAAUAGCUUCGAGCAGCUCUGCAUCAACUUCGCCAAUGAGAACUUGCAGCAGUUCUUUGUUCAGCACAUUUUCAAACUGGAGCAGGAGGAGUACAACCAUGAGAUGAUAAACUGGAGAACGAUAGAGUUCAUCGACAACCAAGAUGUCCUUGACCUUAUUGCUGUCAAACCGCUGAAUCUGUUGGCGUUGGUCGAUGAGGAGAGUAAAUUUCCGAAAGGCACGGACAUGACGCUACUAUCGAAGCAGCAUCAGCAGCACCGCAGCAACAGCAACUACUACAAGCCGAAAUCCGAGCAUGACUGCUCCUUCGGUAUCAAACAUUUCGCCGGCGUUGUCUUCUAUGACGCCAGGGGUUUCCUGGAAAAGAACAGAGAUACGUUCAGCCUUGACCUCCUCCACGUCAUCCAAUCAUCCUCCUUCAAAUUUCUCGUUGACCUCUUUAAGAAAGAUUUAUCUAUUGGUGUUGAAACCCGCAAGAAAUCUCCAACACUUGGCUUCCAGUUCAAGAGAUCUUUAGAGUCCCUGAUGAGGGCACUGAACAGCUGCCAGCCAUUUUUUAUAAGAUGCAUCAAGCCUAACGAAGUUAAAAAACCGAUGACAUUCGAUAAGGAAUUAUGCGUGAGGCAGUUGCGCUACUCAGGAAUGAUGGAGACCAUCAGAAUCAGGAGGGCUGGGUAUCCCAUCAGGCAUCUGUUCCGGAAUUUUGUGGAAAGAUAUCGAGUUUUGUUGCCUAGCAACUUGUCUCACACGUUAACGCGUGAUAAUAAUGAUGACGAGAUGAUGAAGAAGAUGGCGAUGAUGAUAUGCACUGCUGCCCUAGGAGAGAUGGAUUACCAACUGGGUAGAACUAAAGUCUUUCUUAAGGUUUCUUUGCUGAUUGUUAGAGACAAAUUUCUUUUACAGGAUGCACAAGACGUCCAAUUAGAACAAGAGAGAGAGAAAAGAACGAAGAGUAAAAUAAUUCUCAUCCAAUCAGCGAUCAGAAUGUGGAGAGAGAGAAUGAGGUUCAGGAGGGUGCAGUACGCAUGCGUGGUCGUCCAGAAAUAUUUAAGGGCCCUGGUUGCAAAAAAGAGAUAUGAAAAGAUGAAGAAUGGUUAUUUGAGACUGCAGGCUCUCUGCAGGUCUCGCGUCCUGGCCUCACAUUUUGUCUUCAUGAGGUCGAGGAUUAUGUCUGUACAGAGAAUUUCCAGAAGUUAUUUAGAGAAGCGUACCCACCGACAGCGUUUGAAGGGCGUCAUCGUCCUCCAGGCAGGGGUCAGGAUGCUUCUAGCUCGAUCUCUCUAUCAGAGGAUGAAAAGAGAGCACCAGAAAAAGUUGGCAUCGUACGAGCAGAUGUUGUCGGAAGAGGGAGUGAUGAGGAAGAAGAUGCCGGCUGAGAGGGCUAGGCAGGAAGCUGAGAGGCUGCACAAGGAACGCCUCAGACGAAUCGCCAUGGAAACUGAACAGGAAGAAGGUCUCAUCCAAUCAGAAGCGGCCAGCAAGAUGCUGAUGAUAGAGAGAGCGGAGAAAAGAAGGAAAGACCCGAUUGACGAUUCUAAAAUCGUCGACGAAAUGUUCGGUUUCAUCGACACUCAAAGUAACAUCUCUGGAUUUUCUGGUGGGGUGGGGCCCAAUAAAGAGGGCGCUAGUAGAGGGGGCAUGGCCAAUGAGGCCCCUUUGGCUUUUAGGAGGGAAAACUUUGCUGAUGGUGACGACGACGACGACACCGAUGACGUCGCGAAAUAUCGAUUUUCCAAAUUCGCCGCCACCUACUUUCAAGAAAAUUCGCCAACGAGUUUUGUGCGGAAGGUUUUGAAGCAGCCACUCCUGCCACUGAAAAGCGAAGGCGACCAAUUGGCAGCUUUGGCUGUUUGGGUGACAAUUUUAAGAUUUAUGGGAGAUCUACCGGAGCCUAAGUUCCCGAGCUCGUUAAAUGAACAAGACACCACGCCUGUGAUGACGAAAAUUUACUCCACGCUCGGUCGGAAGUUCAACCGGAAAGACAUCGAACUUGCCCAGAAGAUGGGCAUGGAACUUGAAAAAGAACCGAUGCAAACUGGGAGAGAUGGGAAGACAAGCGUGAGGAAGAAAAUUGUGUCUUUGACAUUGAAGAAAAAAUCUAAAAUAACCGAACAGGUGGCGAACAAAUUGAAAGAUGGCGACUACGGUGGGGCCGGCAACGCCCUCCUCGAAGAUCGGCCCACCACCAACCUCGAAAAGUUACACUUUAUCAUCGGUCACGGGAUUUUGAGGCCGGAAAUUAGAGAUGAAAUAUACUGCCAGCUAUGCUGCCAACUCACGCAGAAUCCAAACAAAACCAGCCAUGCUAGAGGCUGGAUUUUACUUUCCUUAUGUGUCGGCUGUUUUCCACCCACUGAUAAAUUCGUAAAAUAUCUCCGAUGUUUCUUGAAAAGCGGUCCGCCCGGCUACGCGCCAUACUGUGAUAAGAGGCUGAGGAGAACUUUCGUUAAUGGAGCCAGAAAUCAACCACCAAGCUGGCUCGAGCUGCAGGCGACAAAACUGAAAAAACCGCUCAUCUUAUCUGUAACUUUCAUGGACGGAAGUACUCGAACUUUGUUGGCUGACUCAGCUACAACGGCUUACGAGCUCUGCUCUCAGCUAGCUGAUAAGGUUCAGCUAAAAGAUAGAUUCGGAUUCUCCCUAUACGUAGCUCUCUUCGAUAAAGUCUCAUCACUAGGAAGUGGUGGGGAUCACAUAAUGGAUGCCGUGUCCCAGUGUGAGCAGUAUGCUAAAGAGCAAGGUGCCCAGGAACGCAAUGCACCAUGGAGGUUGUUCUUCAGGAAAGAAAUUUUUGCUCCCUGGCACGACCCAAAUUUUGACCCGGUCUCCACUAACCUGAUCUACCAGCAGGUCGUCAGGGGCGUCAAGUUCGGGGAAUACCGCUGCGAUAAAAACGAGGACCUCAUCCUGAUAUCUGCCCAGCAAUACUACCUGGUUUACGGUAUGGAAUACGUCGAGGAUCGGGUGCAAUCCCUGGUCCCCACCUACAUCCCGGACGAGAUGAUCAGGCCCGAUAGGGGCGUCCAGUAUUGGGCAUCUGCCAUAAAGACAGCCUUACGGUCUUCUUACUUCCAGCAGCUCCACCAAUCAACCAGCCUGUCCACGAGCAACAACGUUACACCAACUUCGGCCAUUAGUUCUCGGAUAAGACAGGACGUAGUGAACUAUGCCAAGUACAAGUGGCCGCUGCUCUUUUCCCGCUUCUACGAGGCAUACAAAUUCGCCGGACCGAGUCUGCCGAAGAAUGACGUCAUCAUCGCCGUCAACUGGACAGGUAUCUACGUGGUAGACGAUAGGGAGAGAGUUUUGUUGGAGUUGAGCUUUCCUGAAGUUACAGCUGUGUCUUGUAGCAGAACUGGCAAAAUGCAUGGUCAAAGCUUUACUCUAGCUACUAUUAAAGGGGAGGAAUACACGUUUACGUCAUCAAACUCAGAAGACAUUCGUGAUCUCGUUGUGACCUUUCUGGAGGGGUUAAAGUCAAGGUCGAAGUAUGUCAUUGCCCUCAUGGACUACAAUGCCCCUGCUGAUCGACCCGACCUACUUAGCCUGCGUCGAGGUGACCUAAUUAUACUAGACCACGACCAAACUGGCCAAUCGUUGAUGAGCUCUUCCUGGUCCUCUGGCCAAUCAAAUCGUUCCAAUUUAAAAGGAAACUUUCCGACUGAAAACGUGUACAUACUACCGACAAUAACAAAACCAUCUCCAGAGAUAUUGGUUGGAUCAUCAUCAUCACCACCACCAUCAUCAUUAUCAUCACCAUCGCAAUCAUCAUCAUCCCACAACCAUCAUACCUUGGAAGCUUACUCUCUGGAGCAUUUUAGACCACCGGCCAAACGAACCCUUUCCAAAGCUCUGACGUCAUCAAAAGGGAAAAGAAUGAAUGAAGAAAUGUGGAGACACAGUAAAGAGCCAAUCAAACAGCCCCUCUUAAAGAAAAUAACUAAUAAAGAGGAGCUAUGCAAAGAAGCUUGCAGCUCAUUUGCUGAUAUUUUAUGCUACAUGGGAGACCAGCCAAUGAGGAGACAGAUUUCAGCGUACGAGCUCACUGAUAGGAUAUUCGAAGGACCAAUCAAAUUUGAGCUUUUGCGAGAUGAAACUUAUUGUCAGAUCGUCAAACAAUUGACGGAUAAUCCUAACAGACAAAGCGAGAACAGCGGCUGGGAGCUAAUGUGGUUGAUGACUGGUUGUUUCGCGCCAAGUUCGAAUCUUUUGAAGGAAGUGACGUCAUUCUUAAGAUCGAGAAGCAGUCGAACUGUUAUAGCGCUUGAUUGCCUGAGUAGGCUGCAGAAGACUUUGAGAAAUGGUUGUCGUAAGUACACGCCGCAUCAAGUCGAAGUUGAGGCCAUCCAGCACAAAACCACACAAAUAUUUCAUAAGGUUUAUUUUCCGGACGAUACGAACGAAGCAUUCGAGGUUGACUCGAGCACAAGAGGAAAAGAUUUUUGCCAAGGUAUUGCAACAAGACUCGAACUCAAAAGUUCGGAAGGCUUCAGUCUGUUUGUGAAAAUAGCAGGGAAAGUUAUUAGCGUCCCGGAAAGUGACUUUUUCUUCGACUUUGUUCGCCAUCUUACGGACUGGUUGAAAAAAGCCCGCCACAAUGUGGCGACUUCAACAACGACGAUGACGUCAUCGGCGGGCGGAAGCUUCAACAACAGCAACAAUAACUCUCUCAGUAGCAUCAGCAACAAUAGCAGCAAUGGCGGGGGUGGUUUUAAUAGUUAUCUUCUACAGUCUACCUAUCAGGUAAUAUUCAUGAGAAAGCUCUGGACCAACGCAACGCCUGGCUUCGACAUCAACGCAGACCUCAUGUUUCACUACCCCCAGGAACUUCCAAAGUACUUACGUGGUUAUCACAAAUGCUCGGUCGAUGAGGCCACCCAAUUAGCUUCACUCAUAUACAGGGCGAAGUAUGGAGAGGCGGAGCUUAAUUUGAAAGCCAUCAGUUCGAAUUUGAACGAGUUCAUACCAACCGACCUCAUUGACAGCUUGUCACCCCACGAUUGGGCCCAACAAAUAGCCGCUUGCUACAAGAAGCUUUCUGGAAAAACCCAGACUGAAUCAAAAGUGAAUUUCUUGAAAUGCUUGUACAACUGGCCGACAUUUGGUUCGGCUUUCUUUGAAGUUAAGCAAACCACGGAGCCGGGCCUACCUGAAUUUCUAUUGGUUGCUAUAAAUAGAAACGGCGUCAACCUCAUUGACCCGAGUUCAAAGGAUUUGUUGGCUGUCUAUCCGUUUACAAGGAUCUCGAAUUGGAGUAGCGGUAACACUUACUUCCACAUGACAAUUGGCAAUCUAGUGCACGGCUGUAAACUGCUAUGCGAGACUAAUUUGGGCUACAAGAUGGACGACCUACUGACAUCUUACAUCAGCCUCAUCAUGAAUCUCAGAAACCAACAAAAGAUGAUGAAGUGACGACGGCGACGAAAAAGAAGAAGAGGAAGAAGAUGCUGAUGACGUCACUGGGGAUGAUGGUGACGUUACUGGGAUGAUGAUGAUGACGUCAUUGAUGAUGAUGAUGAAAGUAAUGAUAAUUAUUCCGUCCGAUCAUGAUGACCGCACUGAUUAGCAAUAUUAACUUUUCAUUUUUCUACUGUUACCUUUUCACCUUUGUAUAGCGCACACGUACACACUUACAAACAGCCACACAGACACACACACGCACUCACACACACACGCACACAAACACACAUAUAUAUAUAUUUAUACUUUCUACGGAUAUGUUAUGAUUAUAGCAUUGUUUAUUUGGCUUCGAACGUCAUAUUCAAAUUUAUAUUUACAAUAA
This is a messenger RNA of Helobdella robusta, 7048 nucleotides long. RefSeq lists its product as hypothetical. NCBI's taxonomy places the organism in Eukaryota, Metazoa, Annelida, Clitellata, Rhynchobdellida, Glossiphoniidae. The record is from RefSeq and is a predicted model, not a curated record. Bases 1 to 6678 code for a protein of 2225 amino acids. Gene Ontology annotation, molecular function: cytoskeletal motor activity; protein binding; ATP binding. Gene Ontology annotation, cellular component: cytoskeleton; myosin complex. The transcript has 58 exons.